This is a messenger RNA of Phycodurus eques (leafy seadragon), 2432 nucleotides long. RefSeq names its product transmembrane protein 183A (gene tmem183a). Lineage: Eukaryota; Metazoa; Chordata; Actinopteri; Syngnathiformes; Syngnathidae. Gene Ontology annotation, cellular component: SCF ubiquitin ligase complex. The record is from RefSeq and is a predicted model, not a curated record. Gene Ontology annotation, biological process: regulation of protein stability. The coding region runs from base 129 to 1208 and encodes 359 amino acids. Gene Ontology annotation, molecular function: protein binding. The transcript is spliced from 8 exons.
UGAAGAUCCUGGUGGGGUUAUUUUCAAUAUAUCUCUCAUUCUUUUUUCCUUUUCUCUAUUCCAGCUUGCCAUAGAGCCAUGGCUGGAUUCACAGCCACGUUAAGCGUCAACAGAACAUUAGUGUCGACAUGCCCAAGAAAGGGAACCGAAAACGGUUGAAAUUUAGGGCUGGGGACGUUUGCUCGGAAUCAGUGUCUGUGGCUGAUUAUGCUGAUGCCGAUCCAGCCGUUGUGAAGUCUGGUAGGGUGAAAAAGGCUGUUGCAAAUGCAGUGGAAAAAGAAGUCAAAUUACUCUGUGGGCUGGAAGCAUCACACGGUGCUGUUGAAGAGGUCCUUUGCUCUGCUGGGACCAUCAAAAUAGAUGGUUUGGACAGCAGCGAUGACUUAGACGCUGAGGAUGAUGGGGAUGGUGAAAGUAAAGUGAUCCAUAAGAAGAAGAGCAAGAGAAGAAAGGAGAGCAGUGAUGGAGAGGAGUAUCCAGUGGAUAUCUGGCUUGUGCUUUCUUCUUAUAUUCGACCUGAAGAUGUAUGCAGAUUCUCACUAAUCUGCAGGAACGCAUGGACGGUCACAUGCACUGCAGUUUUUUGGACCAGGCUAUACAAAAGACAUUACCGGGUCGAUGUUGACCUGCCGUUUCGUCUCCAGCCUGAUUGCAUUGACAGGAUGUGCAAUCUCAGGGCUCGUGUGAUUCGCUCCCUUUUCCAUAUGUAUGAGCCGUUUAGCUCACGUGUCUCCAAAAUUCCAGCCCUGCCCGAAUCUACACCCACAACUUUGCUCAAUUCCAAGUGUUUAUUGUUCUGGGUGAAAAAGGUGACUGGGACUCGACCAGAAGGAUUGUGGGAGUUCAAUUUCAAGCUUUUAAAGCAGCAGGAAAACACUAAGAACGGCCGUGCAAAAUCCUUGCACAUGCCCAAACAGUAUGAAGCUGUCCACACAAAUUCGGACUCGGACUGUUACAUGCUUCAAGUGUCAACAUUCAACUUCAUCUUCACCCCUGUGGUCAUGGGCAUGACACUUACCCUGUUCACAAUCAAUGUCAGCACGGACAUGCGCCAUCACCGCGUUCGUCUAGUGUUCCAGGACUCACCGAUCCAAAGAGGCAAGAAGAGAGGAGAUCAUAGCGGGACGCAGGUUGUGCUGGAUCCUGUACACAGUGUGAGGCUUGUGGACUGGUGGCAUCCACAGUACCCUUUGUUACAGAAAACAUAAAACGCAUGCUCGAAAAUAUUACUUCAGCAGAACAUCACAUCCAGAAUGCUGACCAUUAUCUUGCUGCUUACCAAAGAGAAAUUUGUUCCAAGCUUCUAACUACACACACUCUGACCAUUCAUCUGUGUAAUUCUUCUAGCUAAUCAUUAAUACAAGGCCAAUUGAGUUGUAAUUGCCAAUUGUAGUGUGAAUUCACAAUCAAGCUGUUAAUGCAUGCAAAUUACUUAUUUUAACAACAGCCCCCACACCAUCUACUUCUUAUAUUGGCAUCUCCAAUCGUGUUUGUAUAUCAGUAAUUCUGCUUUCACCACCCUAUCUGGCAGUUAUAAAGAGGGGAGUAGUUAUUAUUCAUGGUUGCUAAUCAGGCCUUACUGUUAAGUAUAAAAAUAUGGAUAUUUUACUCCUGAUUAAAAAUGAUUUUGACAAACUUGAGUAAAGGGAUUAACCUAGAAUAAUUGUUGAAAUAUUUUGCUGUGUGAUUGGCUGAUAACUAGCUACAAAAUGUGAGGAUCAUUGCAAUUCUUCUGAGAACCCUUCCAGUCCAUGCAUAUGGGUACUUUGUUACCCCUCGUCUUUUGCACUUAAAAACUUACUCACAGAACUUUAAUUUGAAUAUUGGUUUGUUUUCUGUCACCUUUUAUUGAUUUAUCUGUCCAAGCAUGUUUUAGUUCUUCGAUUAUUUUAUCAGCUACAUAGUUGCAGUGUAUUAUAUGAUAAAUGGCCAGUGAGAACAUUUACAUCAGACGUCACUGUUUAUCUCUUAGUGUUUCUUGGGGUUACACAAAAAAAUUGACUUUGUGUUGAACUUUGUCCCUUUCUUCCACCUCUGUAAUAGAAGUGCUCUUGUGUUAAGGGUAUUGAAUGUUCAUGCAUAUCACAUACUUGAUCUUAAUGUGCAACGAAGGGAAGGAGCUACCUCAGACAUCGGUGAAAAGGAUUAAACCUGAAUUGUUGUGCAGCUUAAAAUAAAACAUGGUAUCUCUUCACCUAAUAACGCAGUGUAGACUUGUAGAGAGACAAAGACAUGGUAGAUAACCAGGCUAACUUACAAAGACAAUUGAGUGUUUUAUUUGGUAAUCAACUUUGAAUUCUGUCAUUGAUUAAUUACUGUUUUGAAAUGAAUAAAAAGGAAAAUGCCCCUUUUUAUUUACCCACUUUUCAAUGCAACGUUUUACUUUGCUGCACUGUAUUAACUUCCCUCUUGUGGUAACACGUGGUACUGUA